AUGUCCACCCCCGCCGCCACCCCCCACCAUCCCGCCGACUCCCUCUCCUCCCGCCUGCACCUGUCCUCCCUCUCCUCCUCCCAUCUCGAACACAAUCGCGCCCCACCACCACCCCAUCAACGCCCCGCAGAAAGCGAAUCCUCCCCAACCUCCUCAGACUAUUCAGACGAAGACACAGAAGACGGUUACUACUCCGACGACAGCCUGGGUAGUCCGUUCGAUUUCGAUUUCGAUUCCACGCAGGCGAUUGUCAUGCUUGUGCCAAUUUUGGUGCCGAUGUUGGCGAAGAUGGCCGGGCGGUAUGUGACGGUAUCGCUGAUGCGCAAGUACUUUGCAUCGUGGACCUAG
This is a messenger RNA of Fimicolochytrium jonesii, 348 nucleotides long. RefSeq lists its product as uncharacterized. The transcript is spliced from 2 exons. The record is from RefSeq and is a predicted model, not a curated record. NCBI's taxonomy places the organism in Eukaryota, Fungi, Chytridiomycota, Chytridiomycetes, Spizellomycetales, Powellomycetaceae. The coding region runs from base 1 to 348 and encodes 115 amino acids.